Molecule: messenger RNA, 774 nt
Organism: Naegleria lovaniensis
Lineage: Eukaryota; Heterolobosea; Eutetramitea; Acrasida; Naegleriidae
Exons: 1
Coding region: 1-774 (257 amino acids)
Biological process (GO): DNA damage response
Cellular component (GO): external side of plasma membrane
Source: RefSeq, a predicted model, not a curated record
AUGAACCACAUAGUUGUAGCCGCUGUAUUUGUGGCUAUUUCCUGCUCUCUCGUUUUUACACAAGAAAUUUCAUUACCAAUUACUUUCAAUCCAAAUGCACACCGAUUCAAUUCUUCAUUAAGUGUGAGAGGAACAGGAACUGUCAAAAUUCCUGUCACCCAAGCAGAUAUUACUCUCUCCGUAGAAGCUCAAAGACCCACUGCUACAGAAGCGCAACGACAAGUAGGUGAAGCCUCCUCUCGUGUGGUUCAAGUGUUGCAACAAAUGGAUUAUGUAUUCAAAUUGAGAACCUCCACCAUUUCAUUAUAUCCAGUGUAUUCGUAUAAUGAGAGUUCUAAGGAAAGCUUUGUGAGUGGUUAUCGUUCAUCGAAUACAAUUUCAUUCUCUCUGAGUGAGUUGAGAAAUACUGGUGCCGUGUUGGAUAAAUUAGUGGAAUUGGGAGUGAACUCUAUUAGUGGAAUGAAUUUGGUUGCGAACGAAACGCAAAUUGCUCAAGCUAGAAACAAGGCCAAUGAAUUGGCUGUACAAGAUGCAAUGGCUAAAGCAAGUCGAGUGUUGAGUGCCAUCUAUGACGCUGCCUCGAUGGAUGCGUUGAAACAACGAUUGGAAAUUACCGAAGUCAAUAUUGAAGGAAAUGCUCCUGUUGGUAUUCCUCUCCCAAUGUACAGUGCUGCUGGAGCUGACAGUAGCAAGUUUGUGGCAUCGGCAGCUAUUCCUGUGGUUGGGGGAGAUCAAACCAUUGAGUCCUAUGUAUCCCUCAAAUUGCAGUAUUAA